AUGGCCUCCGCAGCCUCCCCAGCAGCAGCCGCUGCGCCGUCCAGUGCGCCCGCACCCGCACCUGCACCCGCACCGGGCACCGACUACGACGUCGGCCUCGGCAUCGACGGCGUGCGCCCAAAGGACCCGUCGCUGUACCAGCUCUUUGGCGUGCGUGCCGACGCGUCCGACGCAGAGCUCAAGAAGGCGUACCGCAAAGCGGCCAUCAAGUUCCACCCGGACAAGAACCCGGACAACCCGGACGCGGCGGCCAAGUUCCAGGAAAUCAGCGAGGCCUACACCAUCCUGUCCGACUCGAACUCGCGCGUCGUGUACGACAAGCACGGCAAGCAGUCGGCCAUGGGCGAGGCGUCGGGCGAGGACGGCCAGAUGAUGGACCCGGGCCAGCUCUUCUCGCAGAUGUUUGGCGGCAAGGCGUUCGAGGACUGGAUUGGCGAGAUCAGCCUCGGCAAGGAGGUCAGCAAGGCGUUUGAGCAGGCCGAGGAGGACGAGGCCGAGCAGACCAAGAACGACGCGACGACCAAGCCUGCGGCCGCCGCAGCUACGACCACGACGCCGCAGCAGGGCGCGCUCCACUCGGAGGCGCACGUCGAGUCGACCGGCCACUCGACCCAGACGUCGGCCCCGACCUCGACCGCCAUCCCUCCUCCCGCCGCAGCGGGCGGCGUCCCGACCACCUCCGCCAUCCCUCCUCCCGCCGCAGCAGGCGGCGUCCCGACCACCUCCACCUCCACCUCCCCUCCGUCCACCGGCACCACCUCGCCGUCCACCGCCGCCGCCGCCGCCGACAGCACGCCCUCGUCGACCGACGGCGCGCACGCGCACGCCGCCAAGUCGCACCUGGCGGGCAAGCCGCCCAAGCUCACGCCCGAGCAGAAGCAGAAGGCUUACGACGACGAGCGCAAGUCGUACGAGGAGAAGCGCAAGCGCGUCGAGACGCUCGCGCACAAGCUGCGCGACCGCGUGCGGCCCUUUGUCGACGCGCGAGACCCAGGCGGCGUGGACGACCCCGAGACGAGGCGGUUUGCCGAGCGCAUGCGCGAGGAGACGCACGACUUGGCGAUGGAGAGCUUUGGCGUCGAGCUGUGCCACCUCCUCGGCGAGAUCUACAUGCAGAAGGCGACGACCUACAUCCGGCUGCACCGCAAGCCGUCGGCCAACCUGCUCGGGCUCCCCGGCUGGUGGUCGCGCGUCAAGGAGAAGGGCGCGACGCUCAAGGAGGGCUGGUCGUUCCUCUCGACCGGCCUCGACGUGCAGCGCGCCAUGGUCGACAUGGAGAAGCGCCAGGAGCGCGGCGACCUCGGCGAGGACGAGAUGAAGAAGCUCGAGAUGGAGCUCAGCGGCACGCUCCUCCUCGUCGCGUGGAAGGGCAGCAAGUUUGAGCUAAGCGCCGUCCUGCGCCAGGUCGUCGACCUCGCGCUGUCCAAGGAGUCGCCCGAGGUGACCGACGCCGUUCUCAUGAACCGCGCCAAGGCCAUCCUCUUCAUCGGCGCCAUCCUCAAGAACGUCAAGCCCGAGGAGGGCGACGACGAGCGCCGUGAGCUCGAGCGGCUCGUCGCCGAGGCCAACGCGCGCCGCAAGGAGGGCCGCAAGGCGCCGCCCAAGGCCGAGCACCACAAGAAGAAGCAGGCGGGAGGCGCCGACACGCCGCCGGUCGUUGACGAGGCCAAGAAGGCGUGAGUCGAGGAGGAGGAGGAGGCUCGUGGUCACCCUUAGUUCUAGCUCGCGCGCCCCCUGUAGACACUCCCUUCUAGCCUAUCUCGGCGUCGGAGCCCUCUCACGUAAUGCCAGUCCGUCCCCGUG
Molecule: messenger RNA, 1803 nt
Organism: Rhodotorula graminis WP1
Lineage: Eukaryota; Fungi; Basidiomycota; Microbotryomycetes; Sporidiobolales; Sporidiobolaceae
Exons: 6
Coding region: 1-1680 (559 amino acids)
Biological process (GO): protein import into peroxisome matrix
Cellular component (GO): cytosol
Source: RefSeq, a predicted model, not a curated record